UCCGUCAAAAUGGCCGUCAUGGAAGGUCCACUAAGCAAGUGGACUAAUGUAGUCAAAGGAUGGCAGUAUCGCUGGUUCGUUUUAGAUGACACCGCCGGCUUACUUUCGUAUUACACAUCAAAAGAUAAAAUGAAAAGAGGCUCAAGAAGAGGUUGUGUAAGACUGAAGGGUGCAAUAAUAGGAAUAGAUGAUGAAGAUGACAGUACCUUCACAAUAACUGUAGACCACAAGACUUUCCAUUUUCAAGCUCGGGAUGCAGAGGAGAGGGAACAAUGGAUAGACGCUCUGGAGAUCACCAUAGUUCAGCACAGCAAACAUUCACAUCAGCUGGGUGGUCAGUCCGGUAUUGUCCCAAGCGCGGUGGACUUUGACAGAAAGCUGGCGGAGACCGACGCCUAUCUGCAGCUGUUGAUCAACCAAGCGGCGGGUCUGGAGGCGCGAAUAGAGGCGUGUGAGGACGUUGGGGCCAGGGAGAAGUACAACGUCAUCAAGGUGACCGCAGAGGCCAUGAUUGAGGCCAUCAAGCAUUCCAUCGUAAUGCUGCAAAUAUCAAAGGAGACGCUGAAAGAACCCUUGUUGAAUGGCACAAUGCACACAUCGCAUGAACCACUGGGACCUUCCCUCACGCUGGGGGCUGACUUUGACUACUUCAGCAACUCUCCCAAAAAUAAAGGUGACAAAUUUCUAGGCAAGGGAGAUGACCCAUCUGUAGGGGCUUCUUAUGGAAUGAAUGGAGCAUCUGGUGGUUUACCUUCCUUGGGUCAGACACAAUGUGACUCAGACGCAGAACUAGCUGAGGAGGCGACGACAGUUCCUGCCACGUCAUACUCGAGCAGCGAAGACGAGGACUUCUAUGAUGCAGAGGAAGAACAUCAGCGAGGGGCCAAGUUCAGCCCUGUGAAGAAAAGUCGGGCCUUUAAAUCUGAUGACUAUGAGCGUGAUGAUGAGAACCCAAGGGAUGAGCCCCACAACGAGGCCUUGCAGGGGGUGGGGCCACAUGAAGAUGCAACACCCUCUUACGCAACUGGGGUGACAUCUGUACAAAAGGAUGACUUUUAUGAUCCUCUCUACGAUGCUACUGAGGAGGAGGAAUUGGGCUCCCUGGAGAAACAUGGCAGUGUGAUCACCCACCUGCUGUCCCAGGUGCGUAUCGGCAUGGACCUCACCAAGGUGGUGCUGCCUACGUUUAUCCUGGAGAAGAAAUCCCUACUGGAGAUGUACGCCGACUACUUCGCUCACGCGGAUCUCUUCUUGAAAAUAGCAGAUCUUCCCACCCCAAAGGAACGCCUUGUCCAGCUCUGUAGGUGGUAUCUGUCAGCCUACCACGCCAUUCGCAACUCAGACAUCGCCAAGAAACCUUACAAUCCCAUCCUUGGGGAGAGCUUCAAGUGUUACUGGAAUGUGCCCGGAUUUGAACGCUUACAGGACCAGGUGGAAGAUGGCCCAGUGCCCUGGGCGUCCAGCAAUCAGCUCAGCUUCAUUGCAGAGCAGGUCUCUCACCACCCACCCAUCUCGGCAUUUUAUGCAGAGCACGUCGGCAAGCGUAUAGCCCUGGAUGGCUACAUCUGGACCAAGUCCAAGUUUCUAGGCCUCUCUAUAGGAGUUCACAUGAUCGGGAAGGCUGUCGUGUCACUGCUGGAUCUGGAUGAGGAAUACGUGAUCACCUUCCCCAACGGAUAUGGACGAUCUAUACUAACUGUGCCAUGGGUUGAACUCGGUGGAAACGUGACAGUAUCCUGCCCUAAAACAGGCUACAACGCCACUAUAGACUUUCUCACUAAGCCCUUCUACGGUGGCAAGAAGCAUCGAGUUACUGGCAGCAUGUUUGCUCCCAAUGAUAAGAAGCCUUUUUGUACCUUGGAGGGCGAAUGGAAUACAACUAUAUGGGCCAAACAUAGCACAGGGAUGAAUGAAGCAUUCAUUGACACAAAGAAAAUGCCAAUCAUUCGAAAGCAAGUGAGACCUAGGGAAACACAGGGCCCUUUUGAGUCAAGAAAAUUAUGGGAGAAUGUGACACAUAAUCUCAAGAUUGAUAACGUGGAGAAGGCCACAGAACACAAGCAGGCAUUAGAGCACAGGCAACGGGAGGAGGCCAAAGAAAGGAAAGAAAAGGGACUCAAAGUUGAGACCAAGCACUUCCACGAGGAAGGUGAACACUGGGUGUACGAUAGACCUCUCAUUAAACGUCUCAAAGUCACAAACUCUGGCACCUCCGUUAGCUGAGAUGCACUGCCUCAUAGCUGUGAUACACCUACCUGCGUCUGUGUUCAUGAACUUGUAUUCAUAAUUGUUCACUUGGGAAAGAUAUUUCAUUGUUUUAAACUACUGCAAUCGGCACUUGUUGUUUAACAUCAUACAAAAUACAAAAGUUCUUCCUAUUUUUGCCAAAAGUAACUUUUUAAUUAUCAAGCUAUUGUUAAAGAAUUUGCCUAUUAGUUUAAACCUAUUUAUGUCAGUUAGCUUGCAUCAACAGCCUGAGGCUUAUUGAAAUGCUCUCCUAUCAGUUUUGACCUGUUAAUUCAUGCUCGUCAAAGAUGGGCUUAUAUUUCAGUUGCAAAUAUAAAUUGUUAUGUCUCAGUGAUCAUGAGCUGUAGGAAGCAAAGGAAGUUGUAUAGUUAGUUCAUAUUAUGCAUUUGUGCAGGUACAAUAGUGUUUAAUCUAGAAGGGCAGAGGUGCAUGGCGCAUGACUUAAAAAAGGCAUUUGGCACGGCGAUUCUCUUACAAAGGGCACAUUGGGUGUUUCCAACUUGUUGAAACUUUUAAUCACAGCUCAAAACUUGGAUUUAUACAUUUUAAAUGUCAUUUUUGUGAAAAAUUCACGCGAACUGUAUUCUUAAAAUACACAUCUAUUGUGUUGACAUGUGCAUUUAUUAUUAUAUUUUUUGGAAAACAUUCAAAUUGAAUGCAUAACACGAAAAUGUAACUGAUCAUGGCAGCUCUAAACUUAAACUUUCCAGAUGUUUAUGACUAGUGUGCAUCAGAUUUGCACAAUGACGUCACAUUCAUAUUGAAUGCUCUCGUCUUUUUCAGAUGAAAAGGUUAAAUGAACCAGGGACGUAUACAAACACACGUGUUUGUAUACGUCCCUGAAUGAACUAAAUAACAUGUGUUUCGUAAUGCCUUUAAUAAAUGCCACUUUUUAACUAUAAAUCAUGUCUGUAUUCAUAAAUUAAUGAUACAUUGAACAAAGAAAGUUUGAAACAGCCUGAAAUAUCCACGUGUUCCUCAUGACGAUGAGAGUCAAACGAACGGCGGUACAUGUUUGAAUAACAAUACGUAACGUCAUUGAUUUAGGUAAAUUUUAUUUGUACCUCAUGUAAGUGAGCGAAAAAAACAUAAGCGAGAACUGAAUAACAACUAUUGCUGGUUUAUUUUAGAUAAAUAGUCAUGCGCCAGAAGUUUGGGUCGUCGUUGUUUGUCAUUUAGAAACCUGACUAUCAUUAAUUCGUCGACACAAAACCCACGCCGUUUUCUUAAGAACACACUCCUUUUUCUGAUUGGCUUCCAUUGAAAAUGCCGCUUUGGUAAUCAAAAUGACGUAUGCAUCACAAAAAUGCCUGGCGGAGAUAAAAUGUCGUAUUUGGAGCUUAUACCAACUCGCGCAAUUAACUGCUAUGGGAUGAUAAUUGAUUUUUACAGCUUUUUUGGGGUAAUAGGCCCUCUUUUAUUGCAUCAUACGCAGUCAUGCAUUAAUAUGCACGUCUUGGGGACACCGAGAUAACACGCAAUUGCAAAAGCAGAUAAGACUUGAUACAUAUUGAUCUAGAUAAAAGGGCACAUGGCGCUAAUUGACUUUGAAAGGGGCAGUGUGGCGCUCCGAACAAAGAGGCAUGGCGGGGCGCCACUCUGAUUUGGCCUGGAUAAAACACUAUACAAAGAGAUAAUUUAACUCUUUUGCCCUAUAUGCCUUGAAGCUUCUGUGAAGGAGUUAAAUGUGAGAAUAAUAACCUGUAUAUAAUUACUGAAUGGACAACUGUAAUACGAGAUUUUACAGACUCGGGUGUGUUUUUUAAUGAUUAAAAGGAAUUUAUUCAAGGUCUAAAAACUUGUAAAUGCUGUUGGCUUUCAUGCAAAACGAUCAUAACUAUGAAUGCAAUAAAAUACUCUUAAAUUUUAUGCUUACAACACUUAGAGUUUACAGUGUUUGAUUGAUUAUUUUUUAAGUAAAAAAAAUACCACUGCCUCAUUAUUGAUGGUUAGCUGUGGGGACUAUUUCAACAAAUGCAAAUAACAAAAAUAUUGUAUUGUCUUUUUGCAACACUGCUCUAGACGAAAACAACAUUUAUCAUACCCCCACAAACAAAGUUUAGGGGGGUAUAUAUGAGUGGGCUUGUCGGUCGGUCUGUCAGUUGGUCUGUCGGUCCGUAUUUAGUGUCUGCUCUCUAAUUUAAGUUGUUUUCAUCAGAUCUUAACCAAACUUGGUCAGAUGUUGUAUCAAGAUGAUGUCAAUGUCAAGUUCGAAUAUGGGUACAUGCCGGAUUAAAAACUAGGUCACAGGGUCACUUAGUGCUUUUUAAACAUUGAGCAUGGUGUCCACUCUCUAAUUCAAGUAGUUUAUAUCUGAGCUUCACCAAACUUGGUCAGAAGUUGUAUCUAGAUGAUGUCUAGGCCAAGUUUGAACAUGGGUCAUUGCAAGUCAAAAACUAGGUCACGGGGUCACUUAGUGCGUUUUAAAUAUUGAUCAUGGUGUCCGCUGUUUUUUGUGAAGACAACAUGCAAAAUAUUCUGUGUCUGACUGUUAAUGCAGCAUCUAUGGCAAAGCUCUAGUUUUUUUGCAUUUGUUGUCCUGUGUUAAAUACUUUAAGACUAGGCUUGGAUAGCAGCAACGUUCACCGUUUAGUGUUACAAUUAAUAGCCUCAAAUAGGCAGUGCAAGUUCUUGAUUACUUAUCAAACGUUUUAUUGUUUGCAAUGUCUGGAAUGCUUGUAGGUGCUUUAUAUAAUAUAAUUGUUACAUUUUGGUUAGUGUUUGUGUUUGAUUGUUCAUGUUGAAAAGCAAUAGAUAUUACUGAGUGAAAUCUCAUAUUUGUCUGUACCCGUGUUUCAAGUUUGUUGAACGUGAAUUAUAUGUGAAAUUUUGCAAGCAUAAAAGUAACAUGGGCAUUUUCAAUAUCAUAAACAAUUCAAAAACUCAAGGUCAUUGAAACCUUACCUAAGGAACACACUAUUGCCAGAACACAAUGCAGAUGUUAUCCUAUACACCUCUGCAACUCUCAAUCGAUGUUUGCUUUGUACAACCAUUCACUUUUGUCUGAUUCAUCAUAGUAUUUAUAUGAUUUGUUGGUAGUAAUAUCAUGGAAACAAAUAAUCAAAUUUACAUUAAUUUGGUCUAAAACUACCAUGUGAUUGAGAUGAAAAAUACAAUUAAACCAUGCAGAAGCUUUCACUUAUGCAGGAAGUCCAAAUUCUUGGUUUACAAAAAUUGACAUGUUUUGUCUUAAUAUAAGUACCUCUUCUUACAAAGUCUUGAUACUUGCAUGGAUAGUACCUCUUCUUACAAAGUCUUGAUACUUGCAUGGAUAGUACCUCUUCUUACAGAGUAUUGAUACUUGCAUGGAUAGUACCUCUUCUUACAAAGUCUUGAUACUUGCAUGGAUAGUACCUCUUCUUACAGAGUAUUGAUACUUGCAUGGAUAGUACCUCUUCUUACAAAGUCUUGAUACUUGCAUGGAUAGUACCUCUUCUUACAAAGUCUUGAUACUUGCAUGGAUAGUACCUCUUCUUACAAAAUCUUGAUACUUGCAUGGAUAGUACCUCUUCUUACAAAGUAUUGAUACUUGCAUGGAUAGUACCUCUUCUUACAAAGUAUUGAUACUUGCAUGGAUAGUACCUCUUCUUACAAAGUAUUGAUACUUGCAUGGAUAGUACCUCUUCUUACAAAGUAUUGAUACUUGCAUGGAUAGUACCUCUUUUUACAGAGUAUUGAUACUUGCAUGAUGAUAUUGAUGACAACAAUCAACACAACCUCAUCAUUUGACCUCAUCUGAACAUUAUCCUACUUUUUUACUCGGGGGGGGGGACCAUUUCAUAAGGUCCAAAUCCUUGGUUAACCUUGAAAUGCCACUUUUCAUUCAACAUCAAUUUUGUUUCCUAAAAAUCUUUGAUAUUUGCAGGGAUGAUUCUUUUGAACACUAUCAACACACCCACAUCACAUGACCUCAUCAUGACCUUGACAUUGACCUUCUAUUGGACUGAGACUUGCUAACGGGCCAAUGACUCAAUACUGUAAGGCUUCCACUAAGGGCACAUGUGUUUAUCUAACACAGCAUUAGUUUAAUCUAGUCACAAUCAUAAAUGUGCCGUAAACAAGUGUUUAUUCUCUACCAACUAUAUAAAUAACAAUAUAAACUUCUUGUCAUUCGUUGCAUAAGCCAAACGUUUUUUCCUAGGCUUACCUCGUUCAAUUGACGUGUGUUCAAGUUAUUUUUAAUUUUCACUGAAUACUUUGCCUGUCUCAUACUGUAUUAACAGAUAUUGCUUUAUAAAAUAUUAUUACAUACAUGUAUUGACAUAAUUUGUGUUCUGUGAAAACAUUUAUAAAAGUUCACUUUGUUGUAUAAAAUAAGUGGUAUGUAAAUAAUUGACGAAAAAGAAAUCAAGUAGCUUAAAUACUCAGUUUUUACCAGUUUCCCAUAUUGUUUUAAAUGUUUGACUUUGUUGGUUGAUUUUUUUACACUAUUAACUGCCUCCUGUUUAAAGGGUAUUAUGUUUUCUGUUAUAAGCCCCAGUUAAUAUAAAAGAAACUACAGAGAUUGCUUCUUGUGUACAUCUAACCAAACAAUAUGAAAAAUGCGUCGUGAUAAAUUGAAAUAUUUUUGCUCACUGUUAUUUAUCAUUGUAUUUUAUGUACAACUGAUAGCUGGUGAUUCGAAGGCAGAAAAUCAAAAAGAUAAAAAAUAUUGUUUAGCAUCCCUUGAAAGUUAAGUAAGAUCUGUUUUCUCAGUCUUUAUGAUAAUGUAUUUGUUUCUUGACUGAUUAAUGUGAAUAGCAAAAUUAUUCUACACAUGACUGUCGGUAAUUUAAUGAAGUCUUCAUUGCCCUACAGUUCUGUGCAUUUUUAAUUAUGUAAAACAAAUGUUUCAACAUGCAUUUUCUUUAAUAAAUUAAUUUUCCCGUAUUUUAUCUCUUGAAACUGUUAUUAUUUAUGAAUUCACAUGCUGUUUCACUUUUCAAGUAUGUGUUUGGAACCUUGAUGCAUAAGUCGUUAAAUUAUAUCCACUGUUGACAUGUUAAAUACACAUUUGUUUGUUUAUACUUAUCUUUUACAUGGCUGAACAUACAGGUUUAUUUCACACAUAAAGUAACAUUCAGAUAAUAAACCAUGGUUUUACGUUUGGUUAAUAUUGUUGCUGGAUUGAACUAAGUUUUCACAAUAAACAAAUUAUAUCUUUAAUUUAGCAUUUAGAAUGUGUGACAAUAGUGUAUACUAUAUCUGCAAGUUGUUUUGUUCCUAGUUAUGUCUCGAACAUUGUCUUAGAAGUUUGAAGUUGAGUACCAAGUAAAAUGUUACUUUAAGAUCAAUGAAAUUGAAUAAAGUCUUUGUUCUCGGAUUUGAUAGUGCUAAAUUAUAUUUAAAAUGUGUAUAUACUGUAAAUAUCUUUGUAUUAUUUGUACAUGUGUUUGUGAUCUUCGUAAUGACUGUUACUACAAAGUGAUAUCCCGAAAAAGUUACAAUACCUCCUUGUUCGUAAGAAUAUUAUUUUGGUAUAGACGAAUGAAUUUUGUUACAGUUAAUCAUGUGAUACGCACUUAUUACUAGAAAUUAAUAUAUUAAAUAAAUGGAAAUAUAAGCAA
Molecule: messenger RNA, 7793 nt
Organism: Dreissena polymorpha
Lineage: Eukaryota; Metazoa; Mollusca; Bivalvia; Myida; Dreissenidae
Product: oxysterol-binding protein-related protein 9-like
Exons: 18
Coding region: 10-2223 (737 amino acids)
Cellular component (GO): membrane; intracellular membrane-bounded organelle; cytosol
Molecular function (GO): sterol binding
Source: RefSeq, a predicted model, not a curated record